AUGUCUUCGAAGGGUAAAUUAACAUAUAAGGAAAAGUCGUCUAUUCACUAUGUGCAGUCUGCUGAGCCAAAAUUUAUCCAACAACUAAAGCAACAACUUGGUUACAAAGCUCCAGCAACAAUCGAAGAUAAGGUGAUUUUCUUAAGUCAUCCGGUAUUUAUGCACCUGGUAUCAUAUAUCCAGCGACAAAAGAUAGAAGAAGGUAAAAUAAUUUUUAAAAAACCAUUGAAAAGGGCAAAAAAUGAUGAUAGGAAGCAAGGUGUGGAACAGAAGAAGCUGAAAGGAAAUGUCGAUAAAGAAGCUGUUGAUUCAAGAUUGCUUUCUUUCGGAGAUGAUGAGGAAGAUGGUUGA
Messenger RNA from Enterobius vermicularis (human pinworm), 351 nucleotides. The record is from the annotation of a GenBank genome assembly. Lineage: Eukaryota; Metazoa; Nematoda; Chromadorea; Rhabditida; Oxyuridae.